GUUUGGUUUGUUUGGUUAUGGAGGUUUGGUGCUAAUGUGCGAUGUUAUGACAAGCGUCUCUGAAAUAAAACUCUUCUGUGCAAACAGGUGAUUCAUGAGUGGGCCCGGCUCUGUGUAGCAGGCAUGGAUGACAUGGCCUCCGUGGGAAAGAUCAGCGUCUCCUCUGACUCUGUGUCCACACUGAACAGCGAAGACUUUGUGCUAGUGUCCCGCCUCGGGGACGAGACCCCCUCUGCCAACAACGGCAGCGACGAUGAGAAGACAGGGCUGAAGGUGAUUUCUGAGGAGGGGGUCAGCUUUAAGAUUGUGGGGAACGGCAGUGAACAGCAGCUACAGAGGGAGCUGGAGGACGUACUCAUGGACCCGUCGGUAGCUGAAGUGACUUCCGGACUGGACCACACGGACAGGGGGGAACAGGGCUAUCCCACCACUGUUGCUCCCCCACGGCCCUGCCAGGCACCCCCUAAAUUGGAGAUGAUGCUUCCUGUUCAAGGAGCUCAAGAAGAUGAGAGCUUGGUGGAGAGCCCUGGGAUGUUGGUCCUGGACGAGGACAGCGUGGUGUUCAGCAAGCUGACGUACCUGGGCUGUGCUUCGGUGAACGCCCCCCGCAGUGAGGUGGAGGCAUUGCGCAUGAUCAGUAUCCUGCGCAGCCAAUGCCAGAUGCCCCUUGACGUCACCCUGUCUGUGCCCGGCGUUUCCGAGGGAACUGUCAGGUUGCUGGACCCCCAGAGUGGGACUGAGAUCUCCAACUACCCCAUCUAUAAGAUUCUGUUCUGUGUGCGUGGACAUGACGGUACAAUGGAGAGCGACUGUUUCGCCUUCACCGAGAGUCACUACAACACUGAGAUCUUCCGUAUACAUGUCUUCCGCUGUGAAAUCCAGGAGGCGGUCAGCAGAAUACUCUACAGCUUUGCCACAGCCUUCCGGCGGUCAGCCAUUAAGGCGCCUCUUUCAGCACAGGCUCCACCCCUCACACCAGACAGCGAUGUCUUCACAUUCACUGUUAGCCUGGAGAUCAAAGAAGAUGAUGGGAAAGGAACUUUCAGUGCCGUGUCGAGAGACAAGGACAGGCAGAGCUUCAAGCUUCGUCCCGGGGUGGACAAGAAAAUCGUCAUCUACGUGCAGCAGACGUCCAACAAGGAGCUGGCCAUUGAGAGGUGUUUUGGCUUGCUCCUAAGCCCAGGGAAGAAUGUGAGGAACAGUGCCAUGCACCUGCUAGACUUGGAGUCAAUGGGGAAGAGUUCGGAUGGUAAAUCAUACAUCAUCACUGGGAGCUGGAAUCCCAACACUCCUCAGUUUCAGGCUGUCAAUGAGGAGACACCCAGAGAUAAGUUUGUUUACAUGACGACGGCAGUAGAUCUGGUGAUCACGGAGGUGGAGGAGCCUGUGCGCUUCCUGUUGGAGACGCGUGUGAGAGUGUGUUCACCCAAUGACAGGCUCUUCUGGCCUUUCAGCAAACGCAGCUACACAGAGACCUUCUACUUAAAACUGCGACAGCUGGAGAGGAAGAGUAAUACAGACACACUGUAUGAGGUGGUGAGUCUGGAGAGUGAGACGGAGAGAGAGCACAAGAAAACGACGGCUAGUCCCGGAAUCAUGCCCUCAUCCACACACGGCUCCAUGGGGAACUCGCCACCAGAUGAUGAUGAUGAGGAAGACAAUGAUGAGCCACUGCUGAGUGGUUCGGGUGACGUGUCUAAAGAGUGUGCUGAGAAGAUUCUGGAGACGUGGGGAGAGCUGCUGUCCAAAUGGCACAUGAACCUGGCAGUGCGGCCCAAGCAGCUGCCCACCCUUGUUCGUAGUGGUGUCCCGGAAGCUCUCAGGGGUGAGGUGUGGCAACUCCUGGCUGGUUGCCAUAACAACGACCAUCAGGUGGAGGAGUACCGCAUGCUCAUCACAAAGGAGUCUCCUCAGGACAGUGCCAUUACCCGAGACAUUAAUCGCACAUUUCCAGCACAUGACUACUUUAAGGACACAGGAGGGGAUGGCCAAGACUCGCUGUACAAGAUUUGCAAAGCGUACUCUGUGUAUGAUGAAGAGAUCGGCUACUGUCAGGGCCAAUCCUUCUUGGCAGCUGUGCUGCUGCUACAUAUGCCGGAGGAGCAAGCAUUUAGUGUUCUGGUGAAGAUCAUGUUUGACUAUGGCCUCAGGGAGCUCUUCAAACAGAACUUUGAAGACCUACACUGCAAAUUCUUUCAGCUGGAGAGACUUAUGCAGGAGUAUAUUCCAGACCUGUACACACACUUCUUAAACAUAGGGCUGGAAGCACACAUGUAUGCAUCCCAGUGGUUCCUCACCCUCUUCACAGCCAAAUUCCCCCUCUACAUGGUCUUUCACAUCAUCGACCUGUUGCUGUCUGAGGGCAUCAGUGUCAUAUUUAAUGUGGCAUUGGCAUUACUGAAGACAUCGAAAGACGACCUGCUACAGGCUGAUUUCGAGGGUGCACUGAAGUUUUUCCGCGUGCCCGUGCCGAAGCGCUACCGCUCCGAAGAGAAUGCCAAGAAGCUCAUGGAGCUAGCAUGUAGCAUGAAGAUCAGUCACAAGAAAUUGAAGAAAUAUGAAAAAGAAUACCACACAAUACGAGAGCAGCAGGAGCAGCAGGAGGCCCCAAUCGAGAGAUAUGAGAGGGAGAACCGCCGGCUGCAGGAGGCCAAUAUGCGUUUGGAGCAGGAGAAUGAUGACCUGGCCCAUGAGCUAGUCAGCAGUAAGAUCUCCCUCAGGAAAGAUCUGGACAAUGCAGAGGAGAAGGCAGAUGCCCUGAACAAGGAGCUCCUCAUUACAAAACAGAAACUAAUUGACUCAGAAGAUGAGAAGAGGAGGCUGGAGGAAGAGUCCGCCAAGCUUAAGGAGAUGUGUCGACGAGAGCUAGACAAAUCGGAGUCUGAGAUCAAAAAGAAUGGCUCGAUCAUUGGAGAGUACAAACAGAUCUGCUCCCAGCUGAGUGAGCGACUUGAGAAACAACAGACAGCUAACAGAGGAGAGCUGGAGAAGAUUCGUCUGCAGGUGGACAGCUGUGAGAAGUGCAGUGCCCUCUUCAGUAAGGAGGGCCGGUUGAAAGCCCUGAGUGCUCCUAAGGAGGGCAGUGAGGAGGAGUCUGAUGAGGAGAGAGAGGCACUGCAGGCUCAGCUCAGGGAGAUGGAGCUGGAACUCGCCCAGACCAAACUGCAGCUGGUGGAGGCUGAGUGCAAGAUCCAGGACCUGGAGCAUCAUCUGGGUCUGGCUCUCAGUGAAGUACAAGCAGCCAAAAAGACCUGGUUUAACCGAACUCUGAGCUCCAUUAAAACAGUAACAGGGGCACAAGGCAAGGAGACCACCUAAUGCUGAAUCGGCAAGACCCAGUGGCCCAUGUCUUUCUCUCUGUGUGCUCUCUCUGUCUCUCUCUCCUCAUUUGCAUUCUCAUUCUCUCUCUCUCUCUCUCUCGCUCUCUCUGUCUCUCUCAAUCUGUGUGCUCAUUCUCUCACUCUAUGCGCUCUCUCUGUUAACCCUCCACUGGACCAGAAUGAACCACAUUUUUCUGUCCGUUUUUUCUUUUGUUUAAAAAAAAAAAAAAAAAAAAAAAAGUUUACAAGAACUUUGUGUAAACAUCCCCAAAAUCAAAUUACUAAAGCAGAGAAUGCUUUAUCACUAGUCUUUAUACUACUGACAAUAACAGGUGGGGAAACGGGCCUUUCUAGCUGACCGCACUGAUUCAGCAGACUUGGGACAUUAACAAAACACUUCAGCUACUGUUCUACUCGACUACUUGCACAAAAACACACAUACAAACUCCAACCCAGCCAAGGUACGAGUAACUAACAGCCUUCUUUUGAGGAAAACGAGUUUUUCUAAUUUCCGUUUGACAAUAACUUUCAUUUGUACAAUACAAAUGAGUUUGCAGUUGUGAUCUGAUGAGAUUGUUCAUUUGUUAGACAGUGAUAGCCUGCAUUUUUGUGUGUGUGCAUGCACGUUUGUUUGUAUGUGUGUGAGUGCGUGCAUGCAUGUGUGUGCGAGCUGCGCAUAGUGCUGUUGACUGAGUGGCUACAUGUGAGUAACUGACGAUGGCCUUGUCUAGGAGAAUGAGAUGGACACAGCGAAGUACUGCAUUGGUGCAACAUAACAAAGAGCUGUGCUGUACCUCCAUCCUUCUGAAGGUGUCUAAAGCCUCCCUGGUGCUGAGAGAGGAUGCCCUGCAUGAAGCCCAGGGUGGGGAGGGCAAUGAGGCUCUGGGCAAGUGUGUGUCCCUCCCCGGGGAAGACCACAGCAGGAGAUCCUCUUACAGUGACACACCCCUGUCUCUACAGACAUGCUACACACAGGAAGGCUAAUUUGUGCAACCAUGAGUGAAUGCUAUUAGGAGUCCGUUAUUGUUCUGUAAUGCUAACAUGUGUCUCCUAAGCGUCGAUGAGGAUGAGCUGCGCUGGCAGUUCUGAUGGCCAGUGUGAUCAGUCCUGCCCUGGGUUCAGGUCUGUGGGAGAGCUGUCGGCACACUUCACCCUGUCUGUGGGCACAUCAGCCCUUACGUAAGAACAUGCGCGCACACACAGUUUUACAAUCACUCUGUAACCACACCAUCAGGGAAAUGGUGAGUACAGUAUGUGGUCUUGUCAGACCAUCUUGGUCGUGACGUGUGUGUGUGUGUGUGUGUGUGUGUGUGUGUGUGUAUAUACGUGUGUGAGAGAGCAUGUAUAUCUCUGUGAGUCAAACGAGGUGCAUAUGUGAAGAACACUAUGGGUUGGCGGGAGGGAGGGGAGGUGUUUGCACCUUUCGUACUUAUUUAUACUGGGAUCUAGCUUGACUUAUUUAUACUGGGAUCUAGCUUGCUCAAGUUCUUGUGGAUGUCGGAGGAAGGAAAAUGGGGUCAUUCCAAGAGGCACUGGCUUGUACAUAAGAAGCAGAUCACUUUUCCCAGGUUCAUUUUGUAUUUGUACUCCAUGGUAACUGUACUAAUGUUGCCUAAUAGUACUGUGUUACAGAUAAUGAGUUUUAUUUGUUUUGUUUUGUUUUCUCCAAUUUUUGUUUUGUUUUGUCUUGAAUGUAAACUGAUGUCUCAUCUAUUACAUGCCAAAAUGUACCUUCAUUCAGCAUUACAUAUGUAUGGACAUUGUAAUAGUGUAGGUUGCAUUGUGUAUACUUCCAUAAAUUGCAAUAUAAAGCUACAAUUAUAAA
This is a messenger RNA of Electrophorus electricus (electric eel), 5145 nucleotides long. RefSeq names its product RAB GTPase activating protein 1 (gene rabgap1). Gene Ontology annotation, molecular function: small GTPase binding; GTPase activator activity. Gene Ontology annotation, biological process: regulation of GTPase activity. The record is from RefSeq and is a predicted model, not a curated record. Lineage: Eukaryota; Metazoa; Chordata; Actinopteri; Gymnotiformes; Gymnotidae.